Molecule: messenger RNA, 2392 nt
Organism: Benincasa hispida (wax gourd)
Lineage: Eukaryota; Viridiplantae; Streptophyta; Magnoliopsida; Cucurbitales; Cucurbitaceae
Gene: TLP2
Product: tubby like protein 2
Molecular function (GO): protein binding
Source: RefSeq, a predicted model, not a curated record
UAAAAAAAAUCCCAAACGUGAGUAACACGUGUCCGAAAAGCAGUGUCAUUUGAGGUCAUAAAUGAGAUCGAUCACGCCCUAGAUUCGCUCCCAAUUUGAUUUUACGUCAAUCUUCUUCUUCGUUCUUCCUCACUGUUGAAUGUUGAUUGAGAAUUUAUAUUACCAAUUUUUUUAAUCCAAGAAAAAUGUCCUCAACUGGAUCAAUCAAUUGCUGAAGCCGAACAAAGCUGCGGUUUCUGGUGAUUUUGCGCACCGCCCGUUGAUUAUGAUUUACGCCGGUGGAAUCGCCGUCUUCUACUUUAAUCAUUGUUUCAAACUCCCACUCCAGGAGUAGCGUUGAGUUUCUAAUCCUGAUUCACGGAUGGUUUUCUUCACUGUGGUUGGAUUUAAGAUUGUUCUUUCUCCUUGGUGCCCUUGAUCUGUACAUUUUUUUUUUUUGUUUAAUAGGUUGAUUCCUCUUAUCCCUCUAACUGCAUUUCAGUUUUUUUUUUUUUUUUUCCUGGUUCGAUUUCUUUGGAUUUUCCCUUUCCUCCAUCCCAGUCUACAAGUUAGUCACGUAGCAAAUUUGCGGUGAUUAGUUUUGGAAAAUGUUCUUUUCGAGAAUCUUUACUGGGAAUGUCUGGGUUCUGUAUUGUGAAAUUAUUCUUGAAAUAGGGAAUCUUGGUACUGUUUGAAAAUGGAUGAGCAAGGCUAAUCAAAUUGCAGAGUUUUUUUUUUUUUUUUUUUUUUUUAGUUUUGUGGUCACUGAUGACAUAUUUGUUGCCUUUAUUUAUUAUAUUUUAACAAGGAGAAUUGGAAUGAUGCUCAGUUUGUUGGUUUCUUACUCAGCAGUCAGCAGGGAAGGAUACGAAGUAUCUGCUACCAUAUAGAGGAUUGAUAUGCCACACGAAUAUGCCCUUCAAAAGCUUUUUUCGCGAGCUAAGGGAAAUAAAAGAUGGAAUUAGAAUCAAACCGAAACGAGGAGGAGAAAGGAGGAACUGGCGAAGUCGUACGAGGUCACAUAUUGCACCUGAUGAAGUGCCUCCCCACCCUGAAGCAAUUCAACAAGGGCAGUGGGCAAAUUUGCCUCCUGAGUUGCUUUUGGACAUAAUACGAAGAGUUGAAGAGAGUGAAACCUCGUGGCCUGCUAGGACUGUUGUCCUUUUUUGUGCUUCAGUUUGCAAGUCAUGGAGGAAUAUUACAAAGGAAAUUGUUAAAACUCCUGAGCAGUGUGGGAGGCUUACGUUUCCCAUUUCACUGAAACAGCCGGGACCUCGAGACUCUCCAAUUCAGUGCUAUGUUAGAAGGCACAGAGCAACUUCAACUUAUCUUCUAUACUCCGGAUUGGUGCCUUCGGAGAAUGAAGGUGAUAAACUUUUAUUAGCAGCCAAGAGAGUAAGAAGGGCUACAGGUACAGAUUUUGUUAUAUCUUUGGUAGCUGAUGAUUUUUCUUGGGCCUGCAGUACCUAUGUGGGUAAAUUAAGGUCCAAUUUUUUUGGCACAAGGUUCACCAUGUAUGAUAGUCAACCACCAGUUCUCACUGCAGGACAACAGAACAAUCAAUCAAAUCGUAGGUUUCAUGCCAAGCAAGUCUCUCCAACAAUGUCAGCUUGUAACUACAAUAUAGGGGCAAUCUCUUAUGAGCUUAAUGUUCUACGAACUAGAGGACCCAGAAGAAUGCGCUGUGUCAUGCACUCUAUCCCUGCAUCUUGCAUUCAACAAGGAGGAAAUGCACCGACACCGACAUCAUUCUCGUCCUGUCUCAAUGACCAUCACCACCACCCACCCUUACCGGCUUCUAAAGGAAAGGAGCCAGACAUAGAUUUCAGUUCCACAAGCGUCACUGGGCCACCAGUUCAAGAAUUGGGAGAAUCUUUGGUUCUCAAGAACAAGGCUCCUAGAUGGCAUGAACAACUUCAAUGUUGGUGCUUGAACUUCAGAGGGCGUGUGACAGUAGCUUCUGUAAAGAAUUUCCAACUCGUGGCCAAUGUCGAUCCAGCCCUCGACGUGUCAGUUGAAGAACAAGAGAAGAUAAUAUUGCAGUUUGGGAAAAUUGGAAAGGACAUCUUCACGAUGGAUUAUCGCUACCCGCUCUCCGCUUUCCAAGCCUUUGCAAUCUGCUUAAGCAGCUUUGACACCAAACCAGCCUGUGAAUAGCAAAUACAUCCAAUUCUCAGUGAUUCAGAAAGUAAGAGUUCAGGUUUGUUUCUUACAAAAUUUCGCUUCUUUACUUUGAAGCCCUUUUAACUGGAAGGGUAAGCAUUGCACGGCCAUUCCACGGUCCAGGUUAUAUGGGACUGAACUCGAUGUACGUGUCUCUGACGUCUGUUGAUCUGAGAUUGUUUUAUAUUUUCACCAUCUCCUUGUUAAUGGAAACUUCAUUUCUUCUUCUAUAUCAAUCUAUUUUGUUCCA